AUGCACCUCAAUGUCUGGGAUCGAGCAAAGGACCAACAAGAGUGGUGCCUGCUUCCCGCGCGCGCAGACACCCCGACGGAGGACGGCAGCGAGGGCGACAGUCUGCGCGACGACGAGGCGGCGUCCACUGCGGGGCUGCUGGCCAUGGCCGCCACGCUCGGCCGGGGCCACGAGCUGCUCAAACGAUCCAAGAAAGGCGACCUGCACUUCCGGCGGCUGUCGGUGUACGUGGACCGGCACGGCUGUGUGGCGCUGCGGCUGCAGAAGAAAGUGAUGGGCGCCAUGAUGCGCGGGAAGAAGAGGCUUGUCACGGGUAUCGAUGCCAUUGCGGCGUGGCCGGGGCGGGAGCUGCUGCAGAGCCUGGACGGGCAGGACACCCUGGGUCAGCGCCACUUUUGCAUCCGGGCCGGACGGAAGAACCUCGAGUUUGAGGCCAAGUCGGACCACGAGUGCACCAUGUUCAUCGAGGGCAUCGGGCGCCUGCUCGCGUACGCGGCCUCGCUCAAGCCGCUCCAGGCCGCGGGCCAGGCCAGCCAGCACCAUGCGUCAUCAGGGUGA
Klebsormidium nitens is the source of this 558-nucleotide messenger RNA. Lineage: Eukaryota; Viridiplantae; Streptophyta; Klebsormidiophyceae; Klebsormidiales; Klebsormidiaceae. The record is from the annotation of a GenBank genome assembly.